Coregonus clupeaformis (lake whitefish) is the source of this 1152-nucleotide messenger RNA. Its product is annotated as 36.4 kDa proline-rich protein-like. The transcript has a single exon. NCBI's taxonomy places the organism in Eukaryota, Metazoa, Chordata, Actinopteri, Salmoniformes, Salmonidae. Bases 1 to 1152 code for a protein of 383 amino acids. The record is from RefSeq and is a predicted model, not a curated record.
AUGCGGUACGGAGCUCAAUUUGCAAGAGUUUUGUUUUUCUCCAGGAAACUGACUGCAGAGGGGAAGAAGCCUAUAGGUGGAGGAACUAGUGGGGCCCCUCUGCCACCCCACCGCCACCCCCUCAUCCCCGCUCUGCCACCCCACCGCCACCCCCUCAUCCCCGCUCUGCCACCCCACCGCCACCCCCUCAUCCCCGCUCUGCCACCCCACCGCCACCCCCUAAUCACCCCUCUGCCACCCCACCGCCACCCCCUCAUCACCGUUCUGCCACCCCACCGCCACCCCCUCAUCCCUGCUCUGCCACCCCACCGCCACCCACUCAUCACCCCUCUGCCACCCCACCGCCAACCCCUCAUCACCGCUCUGCCACCCCACUGCCACCCCCUCAUCACCGCUCUGCCACCCCACUGCCACCCCCUCAUCACCGCUCUGCCACCCCACCGCCACCCCUCAUCACCGCUCUGCCACCCCACUGCCACCCCCUCAUCACCGCUCUGCCACCCCACUGCCACCCCCUCAUCACCGCUCUGCCACCCCACUGCCACCCUCAUCACCGCUCUGCCACCCCACUGCCACCCCUCAUCACCGCUCUGCCACCCCACCGCCACCCCCUCAUCACCGCUCUGCCACCCCACUGCCACCCCUCAUCACCGCUCUGCCACCCCACUGCCACCCCUCAUCACCCCUCUGCCACCCCACCGCCACACCCUCAUCACCGCUCUGUCACCCCACUGCCACCCCCUCAUCACUCCUCUGCCACCCCACCACCACCCCCUCAUCACCGCUCUGCCACCCCACCGCCACCCCCUCAUCACCGCUCUGCCACACCCUAAUCACCCCUCUGCCACCCACUGCCACCCCCUCAUCACCGCUCUGCCACCCCACUGCCACCCCCCUAAUCACCCCUCUGCCACCCCACCGCCACACCCUCAUCACCGCUCUGCCACCCCACCGCCACCCCUAAUCACCCCCUCUGCCACCCCACUGCCACCCCCUCAUCACUCCUCUGCCACCCCACCGCCACCCCCCUCAUCACCGCUCUGCCACCCCACUGCCACCCGCUCAUCAACACUCUGCCACCCCCUAAUCACCCCUCUGCCACCCCACUGCCACCCCCUCAUCACCGCUCUGCCACCCCAGUGCCACCCCUAA